CGAAUCAAAUCAUCUGCUGGUGGCAACCCAUACGUUAAAGCGACGCCAAGGAAGCAUGAGCUUGGAGCAGCAGCAACGGAAGAUAACGCCGGCCGAGGCCGCCGCAAUUCCAUCCAAUGCACCGGCCUCUCUCAUAGAUGCCAAGCUCGUGCGCCACACACGGCGCUGCAACGGUCGCGACGUCUGCUCUUGCAUGUUACGUGUGGAGAGCGCAUAUUUCCAGAAGAACUUGGCUGGUAAAGCCGCUGCCAAGAAGCGCCGAGGAGACAGCGCGGCCGUGCCAGUACCUACGAAGAGCAAGACGCACGCGUACCAGAAAGUGACCAACAUUCAGCAACUGAAUUACGAGCUCAAGCUCUAUGUUGCGGCGUUCCUGGCGCCUAUUUCACUCGGACGACUUGGAAUGACCAACAAGACCUUCAAGAGGGACGUGGAGAUCAUGGCUAAGCAGGCUACUGGAGAGUUCUUGGCCGAGGCAGAACGGAGCAAUCUACUGAAACAGGAGAAGCCCAAGAAGAUGGAGUCGUGGUCGCAGUUCAUGCACAACCAGAUGACGUGUGUACACAAACUCUUCGUCUAUUACACAGGCUAUAAGACAGGUCCCAUGAGGCAACAGUUCCCGCUCUGGUCUUUCGGUAUUGUCAACGUGGAUCCUAACGAGCCACACCGAAUUAUACUACCAAACGCGUGGAAGUUCCACGGGCACUACCCGUGGGUUCAGCGGCGCGGUAACGGAAAAGAUGGCGAAUGGCUGCUGACGAAGAAAUACUCGGCGAAUAAAGCACCGAAAGACUUUGUGGAGCACGUGAAGACGUGGGCGAACUCAUUACGGCCAGGAUCCAUGCUAACGAUCGCAGUAUGUUGCUUCUAUUUAGUACUACAGCUUGCUCAUGGAUUCACACUAAUGCUAUCUGUUCUGCUAAUAGUAUCAGAAUGCUGGUUCAUCAGAGCCGGCAUGGUGGGAGGCGCAAGCUUGGUAUGUAUGGCGUGGUGACGGCAAGCAAUACCCUGCAACAGUGUACGAUCCUGAGACAGAAACCCGCAUACAAGUUCAUCCGGAUAAUCUACUUGAGCACUUCCGAGUGAGUUGCAAUUGUGUAUCUACCGAACAGUAUCGAGCUGGGACGAGACUGACAAAACUUGCUUUUGGCAACUUUGUGCAGGCACACCCAUUGCACGUUAUUGACGUGUCAACCGAGCCAGGGUCAUUAUGCAAAAAAUGCGCUAGUAAGCACAGGACGUUCAAGUACUGUCACGUAGACAAAGGCCAUCCAAUGUUGUGAACCUGCGUGCUGGCUCAUUGUGAUCUGUCAGCUGAAUCUACAAGAGUAAAAGAAUACGCAGACAAGAUCACUACAUAGCUUAGCCCCGACACUCAAUCCAUUCACGGCUUCAUGCAUUAGACCUCAUAACAUUUGUCUUUUCACCCUACCAAAAACUAAUAUAAAUGCAGAUAUACUGGAGCCGCAAGACUACACUGCAAUGACAGGUUGUCUACGAGGUCCAGUGAUCAUGGACAGUCCUGCCUUGAACAAA
This is a messenger RNA of Phytophthora nicotianae INRA-310, 1536 nucleotides long. RefSeq lists its product as hypothetical. The record is from RefSeq and is a predicted model, not a curated record. Bases 56 to 994 code for a protein of 312 amino acids. The transcript has 3 exons. Lineage: Eukaryota; Oomycota; Peronosporomycetes; Peronosporales; Peronosporaceae.